UGCAAGAAAGGGUCCCCAUCUGAGGAUGUAGAGACGAGCUUUUAACGCCGUGGAGUGGGAGCACAGUGCUGCAGCCUCCCAGUCACCAGGGCUCUAGAAGUCCCAAGCAACCAGCACCUGACAUGAUCUCAGAGGAACAAGCUCCUGUUAAUUUUGUAAACCGAACUGAGUAACAUGAUGCUCCCAACAUGCAAAUGAUUUCAGAUGGAAACAAAUUACACAUCAGAAAUGACAAUGCUGAUAACAGUAUCAUCCUCCACCCAGCCUGUCUCCAACCAGCACCCCCUCUCUCCCCCUCCCACGCUGCCGAAGCCGGGGAAGGACAACCUGCGGCUGCAGCGGCUGCUGAAGAGGGCGGCCAGGAAGAACGCCAUGCUGGCCUCGGAGCAGGGCAAGGCCUUCCGCUCCAGCCUCUCGCCCGUCAGCGAGGCCAGCCCCGACCAGGAGCGUGCAGAGAGCCCCGGCCCCGCGGCAGCCCCUCCCGAGCCCAGGGCAGAGCGCCCCGGCCCCGCGGCGGCCCCUCCCGAGCCCAGGGCAGAGCGCCCCGCGGCCCUGCCAGCCCAGCUCUCCGCCAGGCCCGCCCAGCCCCGCGCCCCCUCCCCGCUCCGCAAGGGAAAGCCCUUCACGCUGAAGGUCACCGAGCAGCGGCGCAUCGCCGAGCACGUCAGGCUCACCGCCUGCUCGGCCAUGCCCCUGCUGCACAAGCCAGGGGCUCCUGAGACUCCACAGCAGCCUGAGGGCUCCCACCUUCCCUCUCCGUCUGACCCUUCCGUGCCUGCUUUCCCCCAGCCUCCUCCUUCCAACGCAGCCAGUAAAGAACGGGCACCGGAGGUUACCUGUGUCACCAAGGUGAACACGUAUUUCCACAGUGUCAAGCCACCCAGGGCUAAGACUCCCACACCAAACCCGACCCAAGGAACUGUCAGCCAUGAAGACACAAGGCCUACCUCCCCAGCGCCUCAAACAAGCAGCUCUGAACCGUCUCCAGAGCAGACACCCACCUCACCUAAAGACAGCAAGGUCACUCCCCCCUCACCAAAACCUGCCCUCCUUCCUGCUGCCGAGACAAAGCCUCCUGAUCAAGCUCCCAGGCCUGUUCCUACUGAGAAGCCCAGCACAUCUGAUGCCCACACCAAUAAGCCUACAACCCAUGGCAGUGACACCGAAAUACCCGGCUCCAAGACGCCUCCUGAAUUACCCAAGCAAGACAGAGACACCCUAAACCCAUCAACAUCCAGUGCUCCCUGGAGACAAGCACGCCCAGCAACAGCGACUCCAGCACAAGCUGAUGGCACCGGGUCCACCUCCACAGACUCCAAGGCAAAACACAUCCCUGAACAGAUGACUCCCAGCUCACCCAACAGCAGCUGUCCCCCCAAGGCUGAGCCAGCACCACCAUCAGUAGAAGCACCAAGACCUCCUGGAGCCAGUGCCUGGCAUCGCCUCAAGAAGCACUUGAUGGUGCAGCCAGAAGCAACCAACUUCCCAGAGUCCAAGCCAGAAAAGCUGGGACAGGAGGAAGGGAAUAAAGAGGAUGCUGCUCAAGCAGUCAUCAAGCAAGACUGCACACUGGUUAAAUCGAAAGCCACGAGGAUGUGGGAUGCCAUUUUAUACCAGGUGGCACUCACCAAGGAGAGGAAGCAACGAGCAGAAGAGAAGAAGCCACAGAAGGAAGAGAGCAUUUUUCUUCCCCGCCGCUUGCCCAUCCUCCUACACAAGCCACGCUUCGACGCACGGAAGUUGAAGGAACUGGCUGCCAAACCCAUGACAAAGAUCAGCACCGUGUUCGAGGUGAGCCGCUUCCGACCCAGGGGGGCCGAGGAGCACAGCAAGAGCUUCAACAGAACGGCGUCAGGAUGGUCGGUCAACUGAGGCCAGGCUGCUCCACGCCUCUACAGGGGCACCAACCACCCAGUUUACAGGCAAGUGUAAGGGAAAAAAGGAAAUUAAAUAAAACCCCUCCAAGCCAGCAGCCCCAUGCUGCAGGUUUAAGGGUUACUCUCCAUACAUUCAAAAGCUCAAAUGCGUAACUACCAUGUCCACAGGUCACAGGAAAACAAACAUGCUUGUUUUUAAAAGUCAACAAUCACUGGAUGCAGUAAGAGAGUGAAGGCACACACUGAAGAGGACAAGCUGCCUAUAGAAGAUCAGUUUAGAGUAAGAUAAAGGAAUUGGAAUUUUUUUGUUGCAUUUAUCUAAGAGAUAGAUACUAGGAACAACAGCGGUUGCAGAUGAGAUGAAGGAAUCUGGGUUGCUCCACAUCUCUAGGGGACUUAGAAAACAAACUCAAAGGGGAUGAACAUAAUCUCUAUAUUCUCUACAGAAAGUCUACCCCAUGCUCAUUUUCUGAAAACAAAAUGGAAGAGCAUCCUUCCACCCAAAGCACAGAGAAGAGAGUAAGAUAUCCUGUUGUCACCAAGCAGCUCCUCUGCCUAGCAAAAUGGGCAUCAUCUGACAUCCUCCUAGGCCAGUCUACUAAAUAAUAAUGCAAAGAAGAAUAAUUUUGUUUCAGUAAUCAAGUUCUGUUAUGUAUUUUACCAUGUUUUCUCCACAACAGCUGAUGGUUAAUGUUUCCACGAUAGCCAACAAGACCCUGCUUUAGCAUAUGGGUAUCCAAUUUGGUAUUUAACAAGGUGCUGGUUUCUGAGGGGUUCUGCUAACCACAUGGAGUCUCGUUUUUAGGGCAAACAUCAUGACAGUUGCACACUUGCUUGUCCCUGAUGUCCUAAAAAAAAGGCAUUGAAAGGAAAAUCCCCAACUCUGCCCACCCACAGACAACUGGGCUUUCCAGUAUGACCCUUUACAACUCCACUGCCAGCAGGCUUAUGAGGAUGAAAGCUGGGAGAUGGGUUAUUUCUGUUUCACAAGGGAUUUGAUCACAUGCUGGGGUAUUCCUAUACAGCUAAUAUAGGAGUGCUAUGUUUAGUCCAAAAGGAAUAUAAAGAGCUGCCUACAGAGUUUUCUUUUCCAUGUACAGAGGAUAUGGAACUGACCAACUGUUCCUCAAGCCAAACUGCAAACAGACUUAGAAACAAAACAAAGAGCCCCUUUUGCCUUUUUUUGAAGUCUUCCUGUUUUGCAGUGAUGCUAUAAGAGCAGUUCAUUUAGCAAACCUUCAAUUAAGUUUUCACUUUACCGGUCUUAUCUCUAUUCUGUAACCCCUUCCCUGCUUGAAACACAAAAAUCAAGUAGGAAGAAUAGCCCAAUUAUCUAAAGUGGGGAUUUCUUCAAACCCCCAGUUUUCAAAGAAAAAGGUAAAAAGAGGUUGGAAAUGUGUCAGUAAUCACAAGUGAAUCCUAGGUAAGCCUCUGCAGGAAAACUUAACAUUGCUGCAAGAGAAGGCUACAGAGAAACAUCCAUGCAGCAGCACAAACAAAAAAUCUAAAGAGUGCAGCAUAAAACAUGUAAUGCAGAUAAAGGCAACCUUACCAGAGAGUGAUAAAUGGCACCUUACUGCAGCACAGCCAGAUGGAUGCCUCUGCACAAAGGUCUGUAUGCACAAGAGCCACAGCACUAGCAUGAGGCAGAGCACCCAACAUUGAUUACAUUUGGGAGACUAAGCCAAGGUGGAUUAAGAAGCACUUGUGCUUUAAAACAGCUUUUGUCCUGCACCAAGGACAAUCACCCAAAGCAAACCAGCAACUCUCACCUCACAGGCUUUUGCACCUGCUUGGCUUCCAAUCAGGCUGCAUUCACACCCAGCCCCACUGCACAUGGAUGAAGGAUGGGGAAAUGCUGCUGGGGAGAGCAGUUCCCACAAGGAGACAGAGGAAGGCAGAUCUAGGUACAUAGAUUAGCCCUUUUACCCCAAAAGCAAAGAGCAGAGGCACACAGCAAGCAUGGCAAGUCCUGCAGAGAAUCACAGACACCUCUGUAGGCAACAUGGCUGUUCACUGAAGUCAUUGUGGUGGGCUCCAGCCUGAGCUGCUGUGCUGAGGAAGAGAAGAAGAAUGCUACUGGGCACAGAAUUCAGAAUUUGCCUAUUUUUCAAUGCCAAAUGGCAUCAGGCAGUUGCUAAGAAGCCCAAACUGACACUUGGAGAAAAAAAAAAAAACUUAUUCCAUACCCUGCAGCGAGGUCCUACAGCCCAGGAAGGGAGGGAGAAAAAAAAAAAAAAAGAGAAGACCAACCACACCUGUGUUUAAGCAACUAGAAAGCUGUUAAGGUGGUGUAAAGCAAGUGACAGGGGUGAGCCAGAAGGGUUUGAGAGCAAGAAGGCCAUGACAGUGAUCCAGCAGUAGGGAAAAAGGAUGAGCAUAGUUCAAGGUGGUAUAGAGGAGCUGGGGAGCAGGGAGCUCACAGCAUAUAAAACAGACAGGUAAGAACAUAAGAACAGAAAUAAGCUCCUCCAGCUAUCACAGCCAUUUUGCUAUUCACAGCAAAAAAAACUCCAAUGCUUCCAUGAGAACAAACUCAGAGAACAACAGUGCUGUGCCAUGGCUGCUUGGAGCGCUGCAUGGAUCCUAGAGGACAUCCUGUGAUAGUGCCUUGCCUUUCAGGAAAGGAUGCUGGACAAAGACCAGAGCCAAAGGCACUUUCAUUUGAGCAGCUUAGAGAAACUCAUGUAGGGCAAACAAAACCUGCUGACAGCCUAGCAAAACCUGUUUGCUGUAGAGAGCUGAAGCUCAGUAGGUUCUCAUUUAGUACACUGAAACAGACUUUGGGAGAAAGAGGAGACUGAUCAAAGGGGAGACCUUAUAACAGGUUUCUUCAAAGUCACAGGCAGAGAAGCAAGCUAAGGAUGCAAGCUCUGUGGACUAAAAACAUAGCUUCGGGCAGUCUUGGGCUUGUCCUGCUGCCCAUCUCAAAGUAGCAUUCAAAAGGGCGUCUCCUCUAAAUGGGCACUACAAAAGGGAAAAAAAAAAAGCCUAAACAAACAAAACAAUAUGCAACACUCAGAAGCCAGCUCCUUAAGGGUGGGAGGGAAGGAGUGGAAAGAAGGAACACAGGCCCCAGAAGAAUUCAGAAACAAAAGGUGUUUUGUAGCAGGCAGAGCUAUUUUAACCUUGGCAAUGAAAUAAAGCUUCUUUUUUACAGUAGGGAAAAAAAAAAAAAA
Molecule: messenger RNA, 5056 nt
Organism: Oenanthe melanoleuca
Lineage: Eukaryota; Metazoa; Chordata; Aves; Passeriformes; Muscicapidae
Gene: PRR33
Product: proline rich 33
Exons: 3
Coding region: 205-1872 (555 amino acids)
Source: RefSeq, a predicted model, not a curated record